AUGGUGACCAUCAUGAGCGUCCCUGCUCUGCAGGAGGCUCCCCGUGCUGGUACCGGGACCGCACUGCCUGGGGCUGGGCAUCUGGGCAGCCCCCGCCCGCAGACUCGGAGACCCUCGGCAGCAGCUGUGUGCACCGGAGAUAUGGCCGCGUGGGCGACGCCGGGGCUGGAGGCGACUCCCCAGCACGAGCAAGUACCGGAUUCUCAGACAAAGCUUUCUGCAGAUGAUGAGUGGAACCUGCGGCAGGAGAGGAUGUACAGGAUGCACGGCCAUGAGUCCGUGCACGUGGAGAUGGUCUUGAUCUUCCUCUGUGCCCUGGUCAUCGCCCAGAUAGUGCUGGCGCAGUGGAGACAGAAGCAUGGUCAUUCCGACAACCUGGUGACCUUGUUGCAGAUGUGGGUUGUCCCUUAGUUUUUCACAAUAAAACUUUACUGGUGGUGAUUUCUGUCUAUGUGGGGAAUGUUCUCAUUUAUUACCAGCUACAUCCUCUGCAGCGCUACCCGAAAACCCUUCUCAGGGAGAACACCACAAUUGGUCUACAAAUGGUUUCUUCUCAUCCAAAAAGUCAGCUGUACAUUUGGUGCUGUGGGUUAUUUGGCUAUCAUGUUUACAAUGUGUGGAUUCAAUUUAUUUUUCAAAAUCAAGGCUAGAGAUUCCAUGGAUUUUGGCAUCAUGCCCUCGUUCUAUGGCCUCUACUAUGGGGUAAUGAGGAUAGACUUUGCAGAGAUCUGCUCAGUUUACAUGGCUUCUACUAUAGGGGAAUUCUACAGAGUCAGUGGGAUGCCCACCAAGAGCUCGUCAGACGACAUCGGUGCCGCCUGUGGGCAGAUCACCGUGGUGCUCAAUGAAGAAGGACUCACUGAAAACACCUACCAGCUUUCGUGCAAGCAUGUCUUUCAUGAAUUCUGCAUCCGAGGUUGGUGUAUUGUUGGUAGAAAGCAGACGUGCCCUUACUGCAAAGAGAAGGUCGAUUUGAAGAGGAUGAUCAAUAACCUCUGGGAGCUCCUCCACACACACUUUUUAUAUGGACAAAUCCUGGACUGGCUUCGUUAUCUGGUGGCCUGGCAACCCGUGGUGAUAGGAAUCUUCCAAGGCAUUAAUUAUUCACUAGGGCUAGAAUAG
This is a messenger RNA of Aethalodelphis obliquidens (Pacific white-sided dolphin), 1122 nucleotides long. It is a transcript of the gene RNF175, whose product is annotated as ring finger protein 175. The record is from RefSeq and is a predicted model, not a curated record. Gene Ontology annotation, cellular component: Golgi membrane; endoplasmic reticulum membrane. Gene Ontology annotation, molecular function: ubiquitin protein ligase activity; metal ion binding. The transcript has 11 exons. NCBI's taxonomy places the organism in Eukaryota, Metazoa, Chordata, Mammalia, Artiodactyla, Delphinidae. Gene Ontology annotation, biological process: ERAD pathway.